AUGAAUUUUAAAUUAUAUUCUAAGUUAGUUCUUGCAUUGUUUGUUCUCAAUUGCGUCCUAGUCGUUGCUGAGACUGAAUAAACUUCAGCUGUUUCUUUCCUUGAAACAAAGUUAGAUUUUUCAGCUAGAGCUAAAGAUCAAUUUGCAAGUGAUGCUUGUUAAACAUAAUGCAAAAAAAUUGGAGGAUCUCCUUGUGGUGUUCUUUCAAAGGCCUGUUGUAAAAGUUCUGACUAUUGUAAGAGUAGUUGGGGAUCAAAGUGGUGCACUGUUCCAGUUCAUGCUUUUAUUUGCUGA
Messenger RNA from Tetrahymena thermophila SB210, 294 nucleotides. RefSeq lists its product as hypothetical. The record is from RefSeq and is a predicted model, not a curated record. The transcript has a single exon. Lineage: Eukaryota; Ciliophora; Oligohymenophorea; Hymenostomatida; Tetrahymenidae.